This is a messenger RNA of Hansenula ciferrii, 1341 nucleotides long. Its product is annotated as vacuolar cation/proton exchanger. Gene Ontology annotation, molecular function: calcium:proton antiporter activity. Gene Ontology annotation, cellular component: membrane. Lineage: Eukaryota; Fungi; Ascomycota; Saccharomycetes; Phaffomycetales; Wickerhamomycetaceae. The coding region runs from base 1 to 1341 and encodes 446 amino acids. The record is from RefSeq and is a predicted model, not a curated record. The transcript has a single exon. Gene Ontology annotation, biological process: intracellular calcium ion homeostasis; calcium ion transmembrane transport.
AUGCAACCUGAAGUUUCAUACUAUUAUGGAUUUAUAAAGCAUUUUGAAAAUUUUUUAGAAAAAUUCAUUUAUAAAAUCUUUAAAAUUUUCGAUUCAAUUUAUGAUUGGUUUUGGGAAAUUGGAAUCAUCAAGAAAUGUUGUAAAUUAUAUCAAAAAUGGGAACAUAUAUUUAUUAUUGGACCAAUUUUAAGAAUUUUAAGAUGUGCUUUAGAUACAAGAACUGCAAUUUUUUUACCAUUUUUCCCCAUUGGUAUUGUUUUCUAUAAAAGAGAUCAUCAUGUUUUCGCUGCUGUUUUCUUAUUCAUUGCAUUAAUGUAUUUUGCUAAAAUUUUAAGUAAUACAACUGAAGUUGCAGCUGAACAUUUUGGUCCAGUUGUUAGUUCUUUAUUAAAUGCAACUUUUGGUAAUUUAGUGGAACUGGUUAUAUCAGGUACUACAGUGGCAGAAGAAGAUGCCUCAUUAACUAUAUCAUCCCUUGUGGGUAGUAUUCUUUUGAAAAAUUUAUUCAUUACAGGUUCAUGUUUUAUAUUUGGUGGUUUAAAAGGUAAACCAUUACAUCAAACAAAAUCAAUUUCAAGUCAUUUAUUAUUUUUCAUAUGUAUAACAUUAUUAUUAACAAUGAUGUCAUUUGCAGAAAGUAAUGAUCAAAAAAUUUCAAUGAAAUUUAAAAUACAAGUUGGUGCUUCGUUUAUCCUCUUUAAUUAUAUUGUUUAUUUAGCUGUUAAUAUAAAUGAAGAUUUUAGAAUGUUGAAAAUUAUGAAGGCAAAAGAUGAAGAAGAACAUGGAAUAAUUGAAUCAAGUGAUGAAGAAGAGGAAGGGGAGCAUCAUCAUCAUGAGCACCAUGAUGAACAUCAUCAUAAGAAAAGAUUACCUUCAAAAUUAGCAUGUUUUGGUGCUUUGUUUUUAGGUUGUGCUGGACUAGGUCCAUGUGCAAGUUUUUUCGUAAGUUCAUUAAGAUCAUUAACAAAUAAUAAACCAAUUUCCAAGAUUUUCGUUGGUUUAAUACUUUUACCAUUAGCAAAUGCAUUACCUGAACAUAUUUCAUCAAUUAUAAGUGCAUAUAAAGGUCAAUUAGAUCUUGUUUUACAUUUAACCGUGGGGAGUACAAAUCAAAUUUUAGGUUUAGUAUUACCAAUAAUUCAAUUUGUUAGUUCUCAUUAUCCUCAGGCUAAAUUAUUAUUAUAUUUUGAUGAUUAUGUUGCAGCUUAUUUAUUAGUUACUGCAAUAUUUUUUUCAUUAUGUGUUAUUAAUGGAAUGACUCAUGGAAUUAAUAUUUAUCAUGGAGUAAUUUGUAUAACUACAUUUGUUGUUAUUAUUUAUUUGUCUUUUGCCUAUGAAUAG